AUGGCCGCGCGCCCCGGCCCGCUCUGGCUCCUGGGCCUUGCGCUGUGCGCGCUGGGCGGCAGUGGCCCCGGCCCGCGGCCCCCGCCCGGCUGUCCCCAGCGUCGUCUGGGCGCGCGCGAACGCCGCGACAUGCAGCGCGAGAUCCUGGCGGUGUUCGGGCUGCCCGGGCGGCCCCGGCCCCGCGCGCCGCCCGCCGCCGCCCGCCUGCCCGCGUCCGCGCCGCUCUUCAUGCUGGACCUCUACCACGCCAUGGCUGGCGACGACGACGAGGACGGCGGGCCCCCGGAGGGGCGCCUGGGCCGCGCGGACUUGGUCAUGAGCUUCGUCAACAUGGGUAAGUGCGGGCCGCCGGGGAUGGCGUCGGGGACCCCGCGGGAGUCUGACUUGUUCUUUUUGGAUCUUCAGACGCUCCGAGCUGGGGACGAGGGCUGGCUGGUGCUGGAUGUCACAGCAGCCAGUGACCGCUGGCUGUUGCACCGUAACAAGGAACUGGGACUCCGCCUCUAUGUGGAAACCGAGGAUGAGGCCGUGGUGGUGGCCUCCUUUGGCCCUGGUGUCCCGCCGUUCUUGUCUGUGUCCACUGGCCUGUGCGCGGGACAUGGCUGGACGGAGGGCAGCAUCGUCCAGGGCCUGCUCGGGCAACGACUCUGGACCCCGUCCCGGUCCCGGGGAAGGCGCGGGAGCAGCUCCCUCCUUGUCCCUGCGGCGGGCCGGCAGGAACCCGGCGCCUGGCCGCAGACACCUGGCUUCGAGCAUGACCCGAGGCGCGCGUCAGGGCGCGGGCGCCCUCCCUGCUCUGUGACGCGGCGUCAGCGGCUCGGGACACGCACGCGGGGCGUCCCCGGCCUGUGCCCCGACCUCGGAGCCCGAAGGACCAUGGCGGCGCGGCGGCUCCUGGCGGCGGCGCUGGGGAGCUGCGUCCCCGCCGGCCGCGCGGGGCCCGCGCUGUCCCAGGGCUGCUUCCGGCGCAGCUUUGCCACCAGCCCCCGUCCCCGCGCCAGAUUCUACACCGACCCCGUGGAGAUGGUGAAGGACAUCUCCGAUGGGGCCACCAUCAUGGUCGGGGGCUUCGGGCUCUGCGGGAUCCCCGAGAACCUGAUCGCGGCGCUGCUCCGGACGCGCGUGAAGGACCUGAAGGUGGUCAGCAGCAACGUCGGGGUGGACGACUUCGGCCUGGGCCUCUUGCUGGCCACCAGGCAGAUCCGCCGCAUCGUGUGCUCCUACGUGGGCGAGAACGCGCUGUGCGAGAGCCAGUACCUGGCCGGCGAGCUGGAGCUGGAGCUGACGCCCCAGGGCACCCUGGCCGAGCGCAUCCGCGCGGGGGGCGCCGGGGUGCCCGCCUUCUACACGCCCACGGGCUACGGCACCCUGGUGCAGGAAGGGGGCUCCCCCAUCAGGUACUACCCAGACGGCCACCUGGCCAUCAUGAGCCAGCCCCGGGAGGUGAGGGAGUUCGGCGGCGAGCACUACCUGCUGGAGCGCGCCAUCAGGGCGGACUUCGCGCUGGUCAAGGGCUGGAAGGCUGACCGCCAGGGCAACGUGAUCUUCAGGAGGAGCGCCAGGAACUUCAACGCGCCCAUGUGCAAAGCUGCAGACGUCACGGCGGUGGAGGUGGAAGAAAUCGUGGAUGUGGGGACUUUCCCCCCAGAGGACAUCCACGUCCCUAGCAUUUACGUGGAUCGCGUGAUAAAGGGGGCGAAAUAUGAGAAAAGAAUCGAGCGGAUAAGGUUCCGCGAACAGCAGGCUGGAGAAGCCAAAGGCGGGGACGACACAAGGACACGCAUCAUCAAGCGGGCAGCUCUGGAGUUCGAGGACCGCAUGUACGCCAACCUGGGCAUCGGGAUCCCCCUGCUGGCCAGCAACUUCAUCAGCCCCAACAUGACCGUGCACCUGCACAGUGAGAACGGCAUCCUGGGCUUGGGCCCGUUUCCUCCGAAAGCUGAGGUCGAUGCGGAUCUCAUCAAUGCAGGCAAGGAGACAGUGUCCGUGUUCCCCGGGGGCUGUUUUUUCGCCAGCGAUGACUCAUUCGCUAUGAUCCGAGGGGGGCACAUCCACCUCACCAUGCUCGGAGCCAUGCAGGUGUCCAAGUACGGCGACCUGGCCAACUGGAUGAUUCCCGGCAAGAAGGUGAAAGGAAUGGGCGGUGCCAUGGAUCUGGUGUCCAGUCUCAAGACCAGAGUGGUGGUCACCAUGGAGCACUGUACGAAGAGCAACACCCCCAAGAUCAUGGACAAAUGCACCAUGCUGCUGACCGGGAAGCGCUGUGUGGACCGCAUCAUCACCGAGAAGGCCGUGUUUGACGUGCACAAGAAGAAGGGGCUCACGCUGGUGGAGCUCUGGGAGGGCUUGACCGUGGACGACAUCAAAAAGAGCACGGGGUGCGCCUUUGCCGUGUCCCCCAACCUCAGGCCCAUGCAGCAGGACUGGGUCAUCGCCCCGCAAGGCUACUCGGCCUAUUACUGCGAGGGGGAGUGCUCCUUCCCACUGGACUCCUGCAUGAACGCCACCAACCACGCCAUCCUGCAGUCCCUGGUGCACCUGAUGAAGCCGGACGCAGUCCCCAAGGCAUGUUGCGCGCCCACCAAGCUAAGCGCCACCUCCGUGCUCUACUAUGACAGCAGCAACAACGUCAUUCUGCGCAAGCACCGCAACAUGGUGGUCAAGGCCUGUGGCUGCCACUGA
This is a messenger RNA of Propithecus coquereli (Coquerel's sifaka), 2682 nucleotides long. RefSeq names its product succinyl-CoA:3-ketoacid coenzyme A transferase 2, mitochondrial-like. Bases 1 to 2682 code for a protein of 893 amino acids. The record is from RefSeq and is a predicted model, not a curated record. The transcript has 6 exons. Gene Ontology annotation, cellular component: mitochondrion. Gene Ontology annotation, molecular function: succinyl-CoA:3-oxo-acid CoA-transferase activity; growth factor activity. NCBI's taxonomy places the organism in Eukaryota, Metazoa, Chordata, Mammalia, Primates, Indriidae.